AACGCCAAAGCAUUUUUCUUCUUCCACUUCAAAGCCGCUUUAAAGUGAGUUCCCCAAACCAGUACACCAAAAUCGAGGAAAAAAUCCAAAAUCCUUCUCUACUAUUUUGUUUCUUACUUUAUUGAGUUUUUCUUCUUUUUCUUUUUUUUAAAUUUUUUGGAUUAUUUUGGAAAUUUCAGUUUUUUGGAUUCUCACCAUCCAAUUAUUCAAUCUUAUCCAGCAGGUUCUUUUUUUUUUUUUUUUUUUUUGGGGGGGGGGGGGGGGUUGAAGAAUGGAAAAAGCUCCGUCUUUGACCUCCUUGUGCUUGGAGACAAUAAGAAACGAAUUGAUUUGCGGUUUUGCCGGAGAUGAUCUUCUGCCGGUUUUGUAUGAGCUACCGUCCGACUUGUUUGAUAUGCUAGUUGCACGAUUGCCGCCAUUGGCUUUGCAAAAAUUACAAAUGGCAAUGCCUUUUAUGGAUCCUAAUGACAAUGAGUAUGCCGAUCCUGACGGUGGAAGUGGAAGAAAACGUGGGAGGUAUUGGAACUUUGACACAGCUUGGAGGAACUUGUUCAAGUGUCGUUGGCCAAAGGUUGUUGAUAAGAUCCAACCAUAUGACUGGCAGCAAAUGUAUUGGGAAGCUCAUCUGCAGACUUGCUUAGACAAUGCAGCAGAGAUAGCUUUGAUCCCGAAUUUCAAUGGAUGUAUUGGUGAACUGGAGAUUUCAGAUAGCGCAUUAAAAAGUAUUGGUUAUGAGAGUUACAUGAAAAGUUCAACGUUUGAUUUUUCAAAACUAUCUUCACAUUGCCAACAAUUUGGGUGCUACGCUAGAUGUCUAAGACUUCAGAGCGUUCUGUGUGGCACAGAAUCUUCUCAAUUAUUGAGGAACAGCAAGUUGCAGAGCUUAGUAGUUAUGUGGAUCAGAUCUAGGGAGCAUAUUGAUGGAUUAUGCAAACUUCUGAAUCAGAACUGUGAAAGUUUAGCAUCACUUGAAUUUAUACACUGCAAGCUCUCACCAGCUUCCAUUGAUAAAAUUUGUGGUUCUCUACUCAUAAAGGGUCUGCAGACGCAUUGGAUACAGAACUUCUCAAUAAAUACAGUUAGCUUUCUUGAAAAGAAUCCAGUUUCUUUACCUCCUGGACUUAAAUCAUUUCUGUCAUCUGGAAGGUCAUUGAAUUCAUUAAAAUUUGCUUACAACUACCUAGGCAGAAAUUUUGCAAAACUGGUUUUUAAUACUCUUCUUGAUGCUUCGUCCUGUCUAACUGUGCUUGACCUUUCAGAAAACAAUUUAGGAGGCUGGCUUUCUGAUUUUAGUAGGAGAUUCUCGAGAGGGGCUUCAACAUCUUUGGGAGUUGGCAUGUCCUUGCCAUCCUUACGUGUGCUAAAUCUAAGGGGAAACAAUCUUGACAAAGAUGAUGCAGACGAUCUUAGAUAUGCUUUGGUUUGUAUGCCUAAAUUGGAGGUUCUGGAUAUAAGCGAAAAUCCCAUUGAGGAUGAUGGAAUUAGGAAUUUAAUACCUUAUUUUGUUCAAGCUUCUGAAAAUUCCUAUCCCUUUGCUGAUUUAAACUUGGAGAAUUGUGAGCUUUCCUGUGAUGGAGUGACUCAACUCAUUAAUACUCUUUCAACCUUAAAGAAACCACUGAAGUCUCUAUCUGUUGCAGAUAAUGUCCUUGGCGGUCAUGUAGCAGCAGCUUUGGGAAAAUAUCUGUCCACAUCAAUUCGAGUGCUCAAUAUUAGUGGUAUUGGAUUGGAUUCAUCUGGGUUUGAGGACCUACAGCAAAGCAUAACAGACGAGUUGAAGUUAGUUGAGAUCAACAUAAGCAAAAACCGUGGUGGGAUUGAAACAGCAAAGUUUUUGUCGAAGCUCAUCUUGUCAGCACCAGAACUUGUUUCAGUCAAUGCAGCAUAUAAUUUUAUGCCAGCUCAUUCCUCAUUCGUUGUAUUCUCUGCUCUUAAAGCUGCAAAAGGUAAUCUUGAGGUUUUGGAUGUAAGGGGAAAUUCUUGGGAUCAUGAUCCCUCUCAUAAAUCUUUGCUUGACAAAUUUCAAGACGCUCAAAAGCCCAUUUUGAUUCUUCAAUCAUCACCACGUAAAGAUGAACCCUAUGACGACGAUCCUUAGAUGGCCUAGCUGUUAUUUCCCAGGCUUAAGUUACAUAAUUUUACCCAUUUGAGCUACCAUAUUGCUUCUUUGCAUUUAUCGUGUAUGGAUAACAAAAAGUUAAUGAUAUUUAGCCAGUUUUUACA
Molecule: messenger RNA, 2223 nt
Organism: Ziziphus jujuba (common jujube)
Lineage: Eukaryota; Viridiplantae; Streptophyta; Magnoliopsida; Rosales; Rhamnaceae
Exons: 16
Coding region: 272-2098 (608 amino acids)
Molecular function (GO): protein binding
Source: RefSeq, a predicted model, not a curated record